Schistosoma spindalis is the source of this 2195-nucleotide messenger RNA. NCBI's taxonomy places the organism in Eukaryota, Metazoa, Platyhelminthes, Trematoda, Strigeidida, Schistosomatidae. The record is from the annotation of a GenBank genome assembly.
UGCUUUUGAUGUCGUUAUUUCUCUUGUUUCUGUGAUAUUCAUAAAUACAAAGUCUUAUUGUGUUAUAGCAUCUUAAGACUAUUCGGAUGUUCCACAUUGUCCGCUCUUCAAAUAGAUUUGGGUUUAUCUUGAGAAAUGUAAGCAUCAGGAGCAUAUCUGGAGUGGCAAAUACUCUAGAUGUAAGGCAAAAAAUAAAAGAUACACGUGAAAAGAUCCUUCUUGGGGGCGGUGAAAAGCGCAUAGAAGCCCAACAUAAGCGUGGGAAACUUACAGCCCGUGAACGUAUAGAAUUACUGGCUGAUGCUGGAACUUUUAUCGAAUAUGAUGCUUUCAUGGAACACGAUUGUCAUGAAUUCAAUAUGCAAAAGCAAAAGAUCCCCUGUGAUAGCGUUGUCACUGGUAGAUGUCAAGUCAAUGGACGUCCGGUUUAUUUGUUCAGCCAAGAUUUCACUGUAUUCGGUGGUAGCUUAAGUCUUGCUCAUGCUCGAAAAAUAUGCAAGAUUAUGGACCAAGCAAUGUUAGUUGGUGCACCAGUUGUUGGUUUAAAUGAUUCUGGUGGUGCACGUAUUCAAGAAGGUGUUGCCUCUUUAGCAGGCUAUGCUGAAAUAUUUCAGCGUAAUGUAAAUGCCUCUGGUGUAAUUCCCCAAAUAUCUCUUAUUCUUGGUCCAUGUGCUGGUGGGGCUGUCUAUUCACCUGCACUUACUGAUUUCAUAUUUAUGGUUCAUGAUACAUCAUAUUUAUUUAUUACUGGACCAGAUGUCGUAAAAUCCGUUACCAAUGAAGACGUUACUCAGGAAGAACUUGGUGGAGCUAAAACUCAUACCACUAUAUCAGGUGUGGCUCAUCGCGCUUUUGAAAAUGAUGUCGAUGCACUAUUAUCAUUGCGUAGAUUCUUAACAUUUCUACCUUUAUCCAAUAAAGAAAAACCACCAAUUCAAGAAUGUCAUGAUCCAAUCGAUCGAUUAGUUCCUUCAUUAAAUACAAUAGUACCUUUGGAACCGACAAGUGCUUACGAUAUGACAGAGAUUAUAAAAGAUAUUAUUGAUGAAGGUGAUUUCUUUGAAAUUAUGCCUACAUAUGCUAAAAAUAUUAUUAUAGGUUUAGCUAGAUUAGGUGGACGAACUAUUGGAAUUGUUGCAAAUCAACCAAAAGUUUCUGCUGGUUGUUUAGAUAUUAAUGCAUCAGUUAAAGGUGCACGUUUUGUUAGAUUUUGUGAUGCAUUUAAUAUUCCAUUAAUAACAUUAGUUGAUGUUCCAGGUUUUUUACCUGGGAUAAAUCAAGAAUAUGGUGGUAUUAUUAGACAUGGUGCAAAAUUAAUUUUUGCUUACGCUGAAGCAACUGUUCCAAAACUUACAAUUGUAAUUAGAAAAUCAUAUGGUGGAGCUUAUUGUGUAAUGAGUUCAAAACAUUUACGUGGUGAUAUCAAUUAUGCUUGGCCAACUGCUGAAGUUGCUGUUAUGGGAGCUAAAGGUGCCGUUCAAAUUAUCUUUCGAGGUAAAGAUAAUCAAAGUCAAGCUGAAGAAGAUUACAUCAAAGCAUUUGCUAAUCCAUUUCCAGCAGUUAGUCGUGGUUACAUUGAUGAUAUUAUCGAUCCGCAUUUAACACGUUUACGUUUAUGUCAUGAUUUGGAAAUAUUAGAAAGAAAGAAAUUAGAAAAUCCUUGGAAAAAACAUUCGAAUAUGCCACUUUGAACAGGGAGGUGGAGGGGAAGAAAUAAGAUUUAAUCAAUUUUGUCAUUUUAUUUCUAAGCAUAUAUUGUUAUUUCAAUGCAUUUCUAUUUGAUUUCUUUUUUUUUUCUAUAAAAAUGGAAUAUUUACGUAAUAAUUGAAGCUUAAUUAUGCUUCUUGUUUUUUUUACGAAGGAUUUAUAUACUACUAAUAAUACUACUAUGUUUAAUGUUUAAAUAAAUAUUUCUAAGAUUAUAUUCACUUUAUUAUUUAUGGGUAAUUCUUUUUUAUCUAGACUGUAGUAUGGUUAGAAAUACUCUUUCGUUCAUAGUGAUAAUAACUAGUCAACUAGUCAGUCCUAGACAAUAUGGAAUCUGGCUUAUAUGUGCAUUGGAUUUGGGUUUCCCCAUGAUAUCAGCACAUAAUGAUAAAGUUAUCUAAAUAAAUAAACAAUGUACUGAAUGUAUGAUCAGUACCAGUAGUAAUAGAAAAAGAUUUGGUAUGGAAUGCUUUUCUGGUAUGAAAAGU